ACACUUCUUAAAACAACCAAACUGCUUCAUCUCUAUUCUCUGGGUCUCUACAAUCCGCUCCAUUUCUCACACUUCUUCUUCUUCUUGAUACUACUCUAAUGGGGAACUACAUCUCAUGCACUCUAGCCACGCCUCUCAUCAAGAGCACCAAGGCGGCGCGUGUGGUCUUUCCUACCGGCGAAGUAAGGCAGUUCCGUGAACCGAUCAAGGCCGCCGAGCUCAUGCUGGAGUCGCCGAACACGUUCCUAGCCAACUCCAAGUCUCUGCACAUCGGCCGCCGAUUCUCCGCCCUCGCCGCCGACGAGGAGCUCGAGUUCGGCAACGUCUACAUCAUGUUCCCGAUGCGGCGGCUCAGCUCCAUCGUCACCGCCGCCGACAUGACCAUCUUUUUCAUCGCGGCCAACUCCGCCGCCAAGCGGAUUUCAGGCGGGAAGGUCCGGAUCUUGCCUGAGGCUCAAGCAGUCCAAAACGACGAGGAGGAGGAGAAAAGUCAAAGCGGUGACGGAGAAGGUCAAGGUCCGGCGAGGCUGAUCCUGGACGGAGUUGAGGGUUUGCAAGUGGCGGAGUUCCAGUAUAGAUUAGCUGCGUGUAGGUCAAGGAAGCCAAUGUUGGAGACGAUCAAAGAGGAGCCGAUUUUUUCAAGAUAAAAUCUGUGUUAAUAAUUUAAGACCUUAAAUUAAUUAUAGACCAUGCCAUUUGAUGGUCUUAUUAGUUUGUGUGAUAGAGUUACUCUAAUUGAUGAUACUAUCAACUUUUAAUUUUCUUCAAAAUGGAGAGGUAGAUUUGGUUUGUUUUCUGGUUACCAAUUUGUUACCACUCGUAAAAAAUAUUUAUGAAAAAUUGAGAAGGUUGAGCA
Rosa rugosa (rugosa rose) is the source of this 856-nucleotide messenger RNA. RefSeq lists its product as uncharacterized. Bases 99 to 647 code for a protein of 182 amino acids. The transcript has a single exon. Lineage: Eukaryota; Viridiplantae; Streptophyta; Magnoliopsida; Rosales; Rosaceae. The record is from RefSeq and is a predicted model, not a curated record.